AAUCAGGACAUGGAGGCAAUACGCAGUGUUCUCGGUUUAGAGUGGAUAGACGGCAGGGGUAUUUUGGUAUUUUUCUUCGUCUUUCUGCUGCUGAGCGAUGUUUUGAGGAACCGAAAACCAAAGAACUUUCCUCCUGGACCUCUGGCUCUACCAUUUAUUAGAGAUCUUCACCGCAUCAGACCUGCAAGACUUCACCUGCAGCUCACAGAGUUUGCAGAAACAUAUGGAGACAUUUACAGCCUCCAUCUGUUUGGUGGCAGAGCUGUGAUCAUAAACGGCUACAAACAUGUGAAAGAGGCGCUGGUCCAAAAAGGAGAAGACUUCAUGGAUCGUCCCAACAUUCCACUUUUUGCUGAUUUUUUUAAUAAUAAAGGUCUUGUGAUGUCAAAUGGUUAUCAAUGGAAGGUGCAGAGGAGGUUUGCUCUUCAUACGCUCAGAAACUUUGGUCUAGGAAAGAAGGCCAUGGAGCGAUACAUCCAGCAAGAGUGCCAGUAUCUCAAUGAGGCUUUCUCAGAACAGCAAGGCAAGCCUUUUAAUGGCCAGGCACUGAUAAACAAUGCUGUAUCUAACAUCAUCUGCUGCUUGGUCUUUGGGAAUCGCUACGAAUACAAUGACAAACAGUACCAAACUAUUCUUCAGUACUUCAAUGAGGCAGUUCGCUUACAGGGAGAUUUGUCAGUUCAGAUUUAUAACUCGAUCCCCGGAUUGAUGAGGUGGCUGCCUGGAUCACAUAAAAAAAUAUUCAUGUUCCUACAGAAGCUUGUUGACUUUGUAGAAAUUCGGAUCAAAGAACACAGAGAGAACCUUGACCCCUCAUCUCCAAGAGACUACAUCGACUCCUUCCUGAUAGAAAUGGGAGAGAAAGAGGACAAAGAUUCUGGUUUUGAGCUCAGCAAUUUAUGUGCUUGCACUCUGGACCUGUUUGGUGCUGGAACUGAAACCACCACUACCACUUUACACUGGGGGCUGCUGUACAUGAUCUACUAUCCUCAGAUACAAGAGCGUGUCCAGGCCGAGAUCGAUGCUGUGAUUGGUCCGUCCAGGCAGCCCUCUGUGGCUGACAGAGAAAACAUGCCCUACACUGAUGCAGUCAUUCAUGAGAUGCAGAGGAUGGGUAACAUCGUCCCCCUUAACCUGCCUCGCAUGGCUAACAAAGACACCACUCUGGAUAAAUAUUCAAUCCCAAAGGGAACCAUUAUUAUACCCACACUUCACUCUGUCCUCCAAGAUAAGUCAAUAUGGGAGACUCCACAGACCUUCAAUCCUCAACACUUUCUGGACCAGGAUGGUCAAUUUAGGAAGAGGGACGCCUUCAUGCCUUUUUCUACAGGUAAGCGUGUGUGCCUCGGGGAGCAGCUGGCCAGGAUGGAGUUAUUCCUCUUCUUCACCUCCCUCCUUCAGAGGUUUACAUUCUCAGCUCCUGCUGGAGAGGAGCCCAGCCUGGAGUUCAAACUGGGAGCAACUCGCUCUCCCAAGCCUUACCGCCUCUGCGCUACACCUCGUUAAACUAAGCACGGUUUCUCUGUUAAUGUAUAAACCAUGGAGAGAAAUAAAUGAGAAAAAUGCCCCUACAGUCAGUUCUCUGAACAGUAAAAUCAAACUGUAGUGGUUUAUUUUUUAAGUAUGUAUGAGUAUGAGAUCUCCUUUUGUAAAAUAAGUUUGACAGUCAUGAUUAUGUACAAUAAAGUACUUAUAUUUGUUCUGAUA
Molecule: messenger RNA, 1707 nt
Organism: Fundulus heteroclitus (mummichog)
Lineage: Eukaryota; Metazoa; Chordata; Actinopteri; Cyprinodontiformes; Fundulidae
Product: cytochrome P450 2J6-like
Biological process (GO): xenobiotic metabolic process
Cellular component (GO): intracellular membrane-bounded organelle; cytoplasm
Molecular function (GO): oxidoreductase activity, acting on paired donors, with incorporation or reduction of molecular oxygen, reduced flavin or flavoprotein as one donor, and incorporation of one atom of oxygen; iron ion binding; heme binding
Source: RefSeq, marked provisional